This is a messenger RNA of Opisthorchis viverrini, 873 nucleotides long. RefSeq lists its product as hypothetical. NCBI's taxonomy places the organism in Eukaryota, Metazoa, Platyhelminthes, Trematoda, Opisthorchiida, Opisthorchiidae. The record is from RefSeq and is a predicted model, not a curated record. The coding region runs from base 1 to 873 and encodes 290 amino acids. The transcript is spliced from 7 exons.
AUGGGUGAAGCCACUUCACUGGAAGAAUUGCCGGAAGAUGAAGAACACAGAGGAGAGGAGGAAGAGGAUGACGAUGAACAUUAUUCGGCUUCCUAUUUAUCAGUUCCGUACACCGAAGAUCGGUUUCCGACAGGUGGGGAUUCGGAUGAAGAAGAUGAGGCCAAAGGGAGGACUGGCGAGAAUCCCGUACUCCUCCUCUGUCAUUCUUGUAUGGAUCGAACUCGGACCGCUUGUCAGUCGAUGUGGACUUCGGAGCUCGACACAACAACCGACCGUCAACAGGCUAUGGAAUGGUUCAAGGUGGCCAGGAUGGGACCAGGAUAUGACUCGGCGGUCUUUCUCGUUAGUCUGCAGCAGUGGGUGGAUCGUACUUCGCCGGGAAUGGGACGAGUAUCUCGACAGCAGCUGCGGUCUGGUCAGUUCGUCGAAGGUGUGCAGUCGGCUCUGGGUAUUCAGCUGCGGUCGGCCGGCCAUACCGCGGAUUUCAGUAAAAUCUCACUUAGACCGUGGGUCUUACGGCGGCCCGUUUUAGAGACCUUGGAAGAGUCGGUGGGAUUAGGGAGCCUCCAUAUUUUCGUCUAUGUUUACAGUAAAAAUCAGUGUCUUUUUGCAACUCUCAACCCCACUUUGGCAUCCCCUUCCAGCCCUGUUGUAGAGGAAGUCAUGCCACCUUCGACAAAGAGCGCGCUUCAAGAUAUUGAUGAAAAGGACGAAAAUGAAGGUGACCAAGAAGAGGACGAUGAUGAUGAACCACAUUCUGCCUCCUAUUUAUCAGUUCCAGCUAAUCAUAACGCCAGUGGCCAAACGGUUUCUUGUUCUAAAGCGUGUUCAGAACUCUCGGGGAUGAAAGAGCAGCUGUACGGUGCCACCUGA